AUGGCCAAAGAGAAGCACUACUCCUGGCCUGCAGUGCCUGCGCGCAACCAUCGCCGUUGUGCUGGGGCCGCUCUCCGCCGCUGCGCGGUGACUGCAACUGCCCGGGCCGGCCCUCGAGACCUCCUGCAUUCCGCCCCAACCCCCGGCCCCGCCACGGCUAUCCAGUCAGUUCACUGUUAUUCCCAUGGGUCACAUGAGACAGAUGUGGAGUUUGAUGCUCGCUGGGUAACAUACUUCAACAAGCCAGAUAUAGAUGCCUGGGAAUUGCGUAAAGGGAUGAACACACUUGUUAGCUAUGAUCUGGUUCCAGAGCCCAAAAUCAUUGAUGCUGCUUUGCGGGCAUGCAGACGGUUAAAUGAUUUUGCUAGUGCAGUUGGCAUCCUAGAGGCUGUUAAGGACAAAGCAGGACCUCAUAAGGAAAUCUACCCCUAUGUCAUCCAGGAACUUAGACCAACUUUAAAUGAACUGAGAAUCUCCACUCCGGAGGAACUGGGCCUUGACAAAGUGUAAACCCCAUGAACGGGCUUUUCAAGGAUUUAUUGAUAUUGCUACUUGUGUGUAAACAGUUACCUGGAAAUACUGAUGAUAACAUAUUACCUUAUUUGAACAAGUUUUCCUUUAUUGAGUACCAAGCCAUGUAAUGGUAACUUGGACUUUAAUAAAAGGGAAAUUGAGUUUGAACUGAAAAAAAAAAGUAGCUCUCCACAAAAUACCUAUUAAUAACUUUUAACCUAGUAAGUACAAAAUACUUGUUAAUUAAUUUUACAGUGAAGAAAUUCAGCAGACACCAUCUUAACCAAG
Molecule: messenger RNA, 801 nt
Organism: Symphalangus syndactylus (siamang)
Lineage: Eukaryota; Metazoa; Chordata; Mammalia; Primates; Hylobatidae
Product: cytochrome c oxidase subunit 5A, mitochondrial-like
Biological process (GO): mitochondrial electron transport, cytochrome c to oxygen
Cellular component (GO): mitochondrial inner membrane; respiratory chain complex IV
Source: RefSeq, a predicted model, not a curated record